AUGUUGCCCGAAUCAAGGAUAGUGUCCCUAUAUUCAGAUUUUAGGAAGCUGAAAGAAUUGAAUCCAGAGGGAUACCAUGCUAAUAUACAAGUGUGGAAGCAUCACUUGAUUGAAGAUGUUUGGAAAGAUCAAUUGGUUAUUCAGGGCGGUGACGAUCUGCUCCUAAAACUAAACAGGAGUAACUCCGGGUUCCCAAAAAGUAUCGACAUAGUAAUUGAUCUACUUGUUGAUGAGGGAGUAUUGAUACCGAUGGACGUGUUUACCAAGGGUAGAGAUAGUGGGUUGUCUUCGUGGUUUAGGUGGUCGGUGAAUAUGUUAGUGGAUCUUUCUUGGAAAAGUCGCAUCAGCAAUAAUGGAAAGUAUUUAUGUAAUAUGGCAUACGUUAAUUUACCUGUGAUGGUUUCCAGGUACGAGGCUACUGCCAAGGUUUUACAAGAAAAGGUUUUAUCUAGGGCUACACGGGUUACAGACCUGAUAUUUAAGAAGAGUGAUUUCUAUGUGUUGAUCGAAGAGUGUCUUCGUGGCAAGUCCGAAUUUGAGCUGAUACUGAUUUUUCUGCAGCAUUACAAGAGUACCAUUCUGGUAGAUGGUCCUGUCAUCAAGGUAAUUGAUCCCCAUGUGUUCUCUCUAGUGCAGUCGUUUGGCCCAGAUAGAAUUACGGAAAACGAUCGGGCUAUUGCUGAUAUUAAGGGUGCUAUUCAAACUGUAGAAACACAAGUCCAAAAACUCCAUAUCCAUAUUCAUGAAAUAUCUAGGCAUUUGCGUGAUUCUAUAAACGCAAGCGUAUCCAAAGAACUUCAGAGAAGGUAUUUAAAGCUUAGGAAGUUGACAGAAUCAAAUCUAUCUCGUGCUCUCACACAGUUAUUUAACUUGAUGGAGAUAAAGGACCAUAUAGAUAAAAGCGUCGACAAUUUGGCCUUGGUUGGAGUUUUGUCUGGUGCUUCAAAAACUCUGAAGAACAUCAAUAAGCAAUUGGGCUCGAUUGAAGACUUGGAAAAACUGUUGAGUGAUGUUACAGAGCAAAAUGAAGUGGUUGAUGAAGUAAAUUUCUUGCUCUCCACAUCUGUGCAAAGCAACGAUGUUGAUUUGGACCAAGAACUUCAACAAAUGGAAAAUGAAAUGAAACAGGAACAUUACUAUGAAAAGAAGUUACUGAGUAGGUUAUCGAACCUCAAUGUGAGGGACGACGAAAUAAUUAUUCCAAGCAACGAAGCCCAAGGAGAAGGAACUCAGGAAAAGAAAACAGCCAAAUAUGAUACCGACAUAAAUUAUACACUAAAUAACCCUGAACAAGCUUAG
Molecule: messenger RNA, 1299 nt
Organism: Eremothecium cymbalariae DBVPG#7215
Lineage: Eukaryota; Fungi; Ascomycota; Saccharomycetes; Saccharomycetales; Saccharomycetaceae
Gene: CHM7
Product: phosphatidic acid-binding protein CHM7
Exons: 1
Coding region: 1-1299 (432 amino acids)
Biological process (GO): vesicle budding from membrane; late endosome to vacuole transport via multivesicular body sorting pathway
Cellular component (GO): ESCRT III complex; multivesicular body; cytoplasmic side of plasma membrane
Source: RefSeq, a predicted model, not a curated record